Molecule: messenger RNA, 5623 nt
Organism: Chenopodium quinoa (quinoa)
Lineage: Eukaryota; Viridiplantae; Streptophyta; Magnoliopsida; Caryophyllales; Amaranthaceae
Product: histone-lysine N-methyltransferase ATXR7-like
Exons: 20
Coding region: 214-5310 (1698 amino acids)
Cellular component (GO): Set1C/COMPASS complex
Molecular function (GO): histone H3K4 methyltransferase activity; protein binding
Source: RefSeq, a predicted model, not a curated record
ACCAUCCAUUUUACCAGCUGUACAAAAAUCAACGCCUGAAAAUCAAUAUUAUUUCCAUAAUUCCAUUUUAUCUUCCUUAUUUUUUUGUCGUCUUCUCAAACCAUUAACCCGCAGAAAACUAGGGAUUCUCUUCUUCUUCUUCGUCGUCAUUUCUUCAUCUUCUUCCACGUUCCUUCUUUCAUCUUCAACAAGAAGAUUUUUUUUGGUGAGAUAAUGGUAUCUUCUACGCAUUUGUUCGAUUCAGUAAAGUAUCGUCGUAAACCGGAAUUUGAUUUGUUAUCUGCGAAGAGGCUAAAAGUUUCAGCUUCUGAUUGUGUGGAUUCUUUAUCAUAUUUUGAGACGGAUAAUUAUGACGACGAAUGUAUCAAUUGUGGAAUUUCAGCAUCACCUGAUCGUUUAUCAUCUUCUUGUGAUUUAGAUGGUCAAAUACCGUCAAGCUCAAACUUAGAGAGGAGUUGCCAAGUGAAUGGCAACACAGAUGCUGCUCUUCCUGCAUCAGGUGCGGCUGGAGUUUCGUAUCCCGCCAAGAAUGAUGAUAUGUGGGGAUUGUCAGAAUUUGUGACUGGAUGGAUGUAUCUUAAUGAGCAGGGUCAGAUGUGUGGACCUUAUAUUCAGCAGCAAUUGUUUGAGGGCUUGACAACGGGUUUUUUGCCGGAAGAGCUUUCGGUUUACCCUAUUCAGAAUGGGACAUUACUGAAUCCUGUGCAAUUGAAGCUCUUUAAACAGUAUCCUGAUCAUGUUGCCACAGGAUUUACGUAUCUUGGCAGAGCUACGUCUAAUGUGUCCAUGACAACAGAUUGCCAUGUUGCUGUUGGGCAAGAUGCCCCUAUAGGUACUCCUUCGGCUGAUGAUCAACAGAGCCAUGUCCAGCAGCAUGACUUUGAUGUGACAGGUUUAGACUCGAAAUUAGCUGCAGGGGUUGCAUUGGUUCAGCAGGAUGCCGCCCCUCCUGCAUCUGGUGCUGCUGAAAUUUCGUACCUUGCCAAGAACUAUGAUAGAUGUGGGGAUUUUGUGUCUGGAUGGAUGUAUCUUAAUGAGCAGGGUCAGAUGUGUGGGCCUUAUAUACAGCAGCAAUUGUUUGAGGGCUUGACAACGGGUUAUUUGCCUGAUGAGCUUCCUGUUUAUCCUAUCCUGAAUGGUGCAUUACUAAAUCCUGUGCAAUUGAAAUUCUUCAAGCAGUAUCCUGAUCAUGUUGCCACAGGAUUUACAUUUCUUGGCAAAGCUACUCCCAUUGCGUCCAUGACCACAAAUUGCCAUGUUGCUCCUGGGCAAGAUAUCCCUACAAGUACUGGUUCAGCUUUGCUUAAUUAUGAUCACCAGAAUCAUGUCCAGCAGACCUAUCACAACUCUGAUUUCUCAGUUUCAGACUCAAAAUUAGCCCCAGGGAUUGCGCUGGUUCAGCAGCAGUCUCUUUCUUGGGAAGAGAAAUGUUGGCUAUUCCUGGACGGUUAUGGGAGAGUUACGGGGCCGCAUUCUCUUUCAGAACUUUACUGUUGGCAUCAAUAUGGUUAUCUACACAGCUCAGUUAUGAUACGUAAUAUCGACAAUAAAUGUAGUCCUUUUAGUCUCCUGUCAUUGAUCAAUGCAUGGGAAAAAGAUAGCUCUACCGUGACUGCAUCUGAAAAUGAAACUAGUUCGUUGGAGCUUAUAUCAGGAAUAUCAGAAGAAAUUGGGUCACAACUGCAUGAUGGAAUUAUGAAGGCAUCUCGUCGAAUUGUUUUGGAUGAGAUCAUUGGCAAUGUCAUUGUGGAUUAUGUUGCUAACAAGAAGGCAGAGAAACAGUUUAAAAAUGGGAAUAGUAGAGAGGAUUUGAGAAUUCGCUUGCCUGGUUUUGAUAAGGGUGAAACUAAUGUUGGGGAAAGGAAUAAUUCUGCUUCACAUGCUGCAUCAACUUCUUGCCAUGGUGAUGCUUCAACUUCAUUAAAUUCAGCUAAGGAAAUUAUUGAGGAGCCUUGCAGCAUCCAAUGCGUGAAAUCUGUUGGCAGUAUUGAAAAUUUUCAAGGAGCCAAUAAAGCAAUUAGCCAAGCACUUUUAGAAUAUUGUAUGCAGGUUCUGUGGAAUGCUGUUUUCUAUGAACCUGUAGCAAAUUAUGUACAUACUUGGAGAAAAAACAAACGCUGGUCACAUACCAAUGCUGAAGGAGCUGCUGCUUUGGACAGAGAAUUGACUGGUUUCCAGAUGACUGCAGAAGUGGAUAAUAAAAUUUCUCUUUCCUGGGAAGAAAAAUGCUGGCUACUCCUGGAUGGUUAUGGGAGAGGCUCUGGGCCACAUUCUCUUUCAGAAAUCUACUAUUGGCAUCAAUAUGGCUAUCUACACAGCUCUGUCAUGAUACAUCAUACCGAUAAUAAAUGUAGUCCUUUCACUCUUUUGUCAUUGAUCAAUACAUGGGGAAAAAAGAGUUCUACUGUGACUGCAUCUGAAAAUGAAACCAUCAGUUCAUUAAAACAUAUAUCAGGAAUAUCCGAAAAAAUUGGGUCAAAAUUGCAUGAUGGAAUCAUGAAGGCAGCUCGUCGAUUUGUUUUGGACGAGAUCAUUGGCAAUGUCAUUGUGGAUUAUGUUGCUACCAAGAAGGCUCAUAAACAGUUUAAGGAUGAGAACAAUAGAGAAGAUUUGGGAAUUGGCCCGCUUGAUUUUAAAAGGAAUGAAACUAAUGUUGGGGAAAGGAACAGAUCUGCCUUACAUGCUCCAUCAGCUUUCUGUCAUGGCGAUUCUUCAACUUCAUUAAAUUCAGCUAAGGAAAUUCCUGAGGAGCCUUGCAAAGCUCAAUGCAUGAAAUCUGUUGGCAAUAUUGAAAAUUUUAAAGGAGCCAAUAAAGCCAUUAGCCAAGCGCUUUUUGACUAUAGUAUGCAGGUUUUGUGGAACGCUGUUUUCUAUGAACCUGUUGGAAAUUAUGCACUCAUUUGGAGAAAGAACAAACGCUGGUCACAUAACCGCGCUGAAGGAGCAGCUGCUGUUGACGGAGAACUGACUGGUUUACAGAAGACUUCAGAAGUGGAAACUGAAAUAAGAGAUUUGGAUGUACCUACAGAUGAGCUUGAUUGUCCGCCUGGAUUCCAUCGUAUUGUGCAAGGUUCCAUUAUGCGUGAUUCUAAUUUCAUGUCCCAAUCUUGUUUAAGAGAAGAUAAGUUGUCCGAUCCCAGCAUCCAGCAUCAGGAUGAAGACAGAGAAAGGACAAUUGCAAGGGUAGAAGAGGAACUUUUUAUGUUUGCCAAGACAUCCAUCGAUGAUUUCGUGAAGAUUACUGUUGAAAAGGAAGUGUUUAAAGUUAAUAAGUGUUUGAAGGAUAAUGGCACAUACGAGGUUCCUGUUGAAGAUUCAGGAGAAUUGUGCAAAGAUACUGAUAUUGGAGAUGCUGCUUCAAAGAUGUUCCAAGGGCUGAAAUCUAGACACAUUUGCCUUGAUGAAUCUCCGUUCCUUUCACAAGGGACUGGUUCAUUAGAUCAGCCUGCUUUGUACCCACACAUGGAUUCUUCAUCGGAUUUUAUUGGGAUUGGCUCCAGUAGUGUAUGUGCACCUGCUAGCACUGCAAUCGAUGUUUGUAUAACUGAAGAACUGCUGGCCCCUGGAAUUUCUGGUUUGAAAAUUGAGUCAGGGGUUCAGGACUUGCAAGAAUCCUUGCUCAAUAAUUCAGAGAUUCCUAUUGAGGCAAUGAGAUCUUGUCCAGCUGAAUUUGUAGGAAAUGUUUUCGAGAGAUCGGGUAUGCCUAUGUGCAGUACGGUUGAUGAUCACAGAACUAAUGCGCCCCUGUUACCUGGAUCAGGGUGUGAAAUUAAAGAUGUGGUUUCAUCAAGCAUCUCCGACUCCCAACUAUUAGGUUUAGGUGAGGGCACUCUUAAGCAGAAAAAAUUCAUGGCCUUGGCAUUAUGCCAGCAAAAGCUGCAUGAUGAAGUGCUAAGAGGAUGGAUGUCCUCUCUUCACGAUGAUAUGCAUCUUCUGUUGAAGCAACGUGAUAUAGUUCAGGAGGAGGUCAUUAUCGAACCUGCUUCCAUAGAGCCUGAGCUUGACCUUCUUAUGGAAAGAUCAAAGAGUUGUUACAGCUCAGGCCCAUCUGAAGUUUCAGUUGUUGAAGAGUUUACUUAUUCACGGAGAAAGAAAGUGAUGAAAUCAGUAGCUGAGCCAAGCUCUCCACCUUUACGGGAUUUUAAGCUCCGUCAUCGAUCACCAAGGAAGUUUGGAAAACCAAUAAAUUCAAAGAAUGUUUCUGGCUCAGAAGCUCUAGGCAUUGGAAAUGUGAAGCAGAAGGCUAAAGGAGUGGGCCGGAGAAAAACAGGAUUAUCUACUCUGCAAUGUGUUCCUGAUCCUUCUCUGAGCACUGUUGCUGUGGAUGAUCUGAAAUGUGGAGUUCAAAGGCCUCCGAGCACUGAAGCAGAUUUUGAUGUUAAGGAAGAGCUUAGCGGCUGCAGCAGCAUCAGUGACAGUGCCAAAAAGGAUAUAUCUGCCGAUCAUUCCCAAAGGAUAAAAAAUUCUUCAACAUCUUCUAAGAUGAAGAGAAAGAUUGUGGUUGGUGAAUCACCAUCAUUUCCAUCAAAAGCUCUGAAGGUUCAGGAUGCUGACACAAAGCAGGCGGCCAUCAAAACGGCUAAAAAGACCAAGUUGAGCAAGUCCAAGGUGCUGAGUUCCUGUCCUGUGUCUAUUGGAUGUGCUCGAUCUUCAAUUGAUGGUUGGGAAUGGCAUAAAUGGUCCUUACAUGCAAGGCCUUCGGAAAGAGCUCGUGUCAGAGGAAUUCAAAUAACUACCAUGCAACGUUGUACUUCUGAUAUUAGUGGUUCAAAGCCAUCACGCGUAAAGGGGAUCUCUGCUAGGACCAACAGAGUAAAAAUGCGGAACCUACUUGCAGCAGUUGAGGGUGCUGAGCUAUUAAAGGCUUCUCAAUUGAAGGCCAGGAAAAAGCGUCUGCGUUUCCAGCGGAGUAAGAUUCACGACUGGGGUCUUGUUGCUCUGGAACCAAUUGAAGCAGAUGAUUUUGUCAUUGAAUAUGUUGGGGAACUAAUUCGUCCUCGGAUAUCUGAUAUUCGGGAACGCCAAUAUGAGAAGAUGGGUAUUGGCAGCAGUUAUCUUUUCAGAUUGGAUGAUGGCUAUGUGGUUGAUGCUACUAAACGUGGCGGUGUUGCUAGAUUCAUAAACCAUUCAUGUGAGCCUAAUUGUUACACCAAAAUUAUAAGCGUCGAGAGCCAAAAGAGGAUAUUUAUAUAUGCAAAACGACAUAUAUCUGCUGGUGAAGAGAUCACGUAUAAUUACAAAUUUCCUCUUGAGGACAAAAAAAUCCCCUGUAAUUGCGGUUCUAAAAGGUGUUGUGGUUCAAUGAACUAGAAAGGGAUUGGAGGCUCAUGUUGCAUUGCAGGAUUUGAAUUGCAAUGCCUAUUGAGAGCCAUAUGACUUGAUAUAUCAUUUUUAUCCAACAUUAAGAGCUAAGUCAUGUGCACUCUUGUAGAUAGUCUCUCAACUGCAGAUGAGUUUCUACCCUUGGAAACUGUAAUGAGUUUAUCCACUUUAUUGUUUUCUUCACUUAUAGUUACAUGACAUUCUCAGGAUAAUUAUAAUCAUUUUUGUAUAGAGUACAUACCUCCCUAAUUCUUUCAAUAUCAAACGGUAAAUGGUAAUAAUAAAAACAGUAAUUCAUAUC